CUGCGCAGCCGCGACGCGGAGGCCUCCGAGCUGCGCCUCGCGAUCGCCGCGAGGGCGCGCAGCGCGGCCGCUGCGGCGGCGCUGGCCGAGCUGGCGAAGGCCUACGCGAGGGCGCGCAGCGCGGCUGCCGCGGCGAAGCUGGCCGAGCGGCCGGAAGCCGGCGCGAGGGCGCGCAGCGAUGCCGCUGCCGCGCAGCUGGCCGAGCUGGCGGAGGCCGAGGUGGGCGCCAUCUUCGCGGAGGUCGAGGGGCGCCUGGCCAUCGCCGCACCGGCGCGAGUCGGCCCUCCCGCGCCGCCGCCCGGCGCGCCCCCGGGAAUGCCGUCGGCGGAGGCAGCGGGCGGGCUCACCAGCCGCCCGCCGUGCACGGCCGAGGCGGAGCUCGCGCCCCGCCCCGCGGUGGCGUACCUCGGCAUGCUGUACGCGGGCGUCAGCCGCGCCGUGGCGGAGAGGGAGGCCCGGGUGCCAGAGGAGGAGAGGAGGCUGGCCCAGGAGGCCAUGGCCGCCAUCGCGGCCGCGGGGAGGGCGUACCUGGGCCUGCUGCGCGGCGGGGGUGCGGGCCCCGCGCUGGAGCCGGAGGAGGCCGCGCAGGCGCCGCGGGAGCGCGGGCUCGCGCAGGCAGCCGGGGCGGCAGAGCGGCAGCUGGCGGCGGAGGCCAGGGCCGAUAUCCGGCGCUCGGCGGCCGCGGCGAGGGCGUACCUCCGCCUGCUGCGCGCGGAGGGCGCCGGCGGCGCUCCAGCGGGGGAGGAUGCCCAGAACACAGGGGAGCGCCUGCUCGCGGAGGCGCUCGCUGUGGAGGUGACGCUGGCCGCAGAGGCGGCGGAGGGGGCCCCGCCGGAGGGCGGGCUGGCCGAGGAGGCCCGGGCCGCCAUCCACCGCGCGGCCUUUGCGGCGAGGGCCUACCUGCGCCUGGUGCGCGCGGGCGAGGGCGGCGCGCCGGCGGCGGAGGAGGGCGAGGAGGAGGAGGAGGAAGAAGAAGCAGAGGAGGAGGAGGAGGCCGAGAGCCCAGAGGAGCCCGCGCUCGCAGAGGUGCCGGGGAUCGGAGAGCGGGCCAGCACGGCAGAGCCCGCGCGGCUCGUGGAGGAGCGGUGGCUGGCCGGGGAGGCCAGGGCUGCCAGGCGGGCCCUGGAGGCCAUGGCCGGCUGCCCCGACGUGGACAUCAGGCUGGCGUUUUUCGGCACCCUGGUGGCCUACCCGGAGGCCUGGCACGCCGAAGAGAGCGAAGUUGCCGAGGCGACGCCGCCUCUGACUUCGCGCUCGGCGGAAGGCCACGGGUCGCACGAGGCCGCCCUGGCCGAGGCCGUCGCCGGCAUCUACGUGGCCAAGCUGGUGGCCGUGGCGAGCAGCGGGGCGGCGGAGGAGCCUGCCUGCCCGCCCUGUUCCGGGCGCGGUCGCGCGGCAGCGGCGCGGGGCAACGGGCCGAGCAACAUCAUGGCGGCCCACCAGCUGCUCCCAUGGGCGUGGGUGCAGUACGCCGGCGCGCCGCUCUGGCACCAGCGGAGGGUGCUGGGGCGCUUGAGGCCAUCGGCGACUCGACCGACUGAGCCGUUCCGCCUGCUGAUCGCGACGGCCCACCGCGACGUCUACGACGAGUUGUACGACGGCUCCAGCGUGGACAUUCAGGGCGUCCGAUUUGCUGCCACGCGUGCGGUCCCCCCUGGCAUGGACCGUGCUCAGACUCACCGCUUUCGGCGGGAGCCGACGGCGGCCGAGAUGGUGGCCUUCAACGGCGCGACCGAGCAGGUGUGCCAGGACAUCCUCGCCGCCGAGGCGGCGGCGGCCGGUGCGGCCUUUGUGCCGAACCCGCAGGGGUGCCUCCAGCCGCUGGCGGGGUUCAUGCCGCCUGCCGGCCCCGGGGCUGCCCCCCUUGGCGUUGCUGCCGCUGCCGUGCCGGAUAAGUGGGUCACGAUCGAGAGCACGUCCUUCAGCGCUCGCGGCGUCGUGGUCCAGCUUCCGGUGAACGCUCAGAUCUCGGGGGCGGUCCGUGACAUGACCGAGUGUGUGGUGAGCAACUGGACGGUACCUGGUCCGAGGACCGUCCUCUGGUGCGCUCAGUGGUUGGAACGCCGCUCCAGCACGCCGCUUUCGCACCAUCGCUGGUUCACCUCGACGUUCAACCUGAAGUCUGACCAGUGGGGCGUAGAGGACCACGGGACGGCGCUCAGGGCCCUUGAGGAGUUGCUGUGCUUCGACGGGGCCGACCCGUCCAACUUGGCCGGAGUUGAGAUCAUCAUGAGAAAGGCUCAGCUCACGGAGUACGUCUACUGCGGCGCCUCGUUUGCGAGCAUCCAGGUCGACAGUAAGGAUCCUAUCUGCGUUGGUGGGGUCGAUGUGACCAACGCGUUCUACAAUGUGUGUCUUGAGGGAAGAGCGAUGGUCUGGGAUGUGAAGCGGAAGGUCCGGGCACUCCGGAGCUUCGGCCGAAGGCACCUGCACCUCGGGGACUCCAUGGCCCCCAUCCUCGCUGUCACCAAGGGCCAGUCGUCUACGAGACUUAUGCUGCGGGCCUUGAGUGGCCUGGCGUCGAUGGCGGGUCCGACGGCGGGCUCGUCGGUGAUGCCCAGGUUGCCUGGGGGGGCCCUGAUGCCCGUGAGCGGCGGGUCCGAGCAGCCGGUCGCGUGCUCGCUGCCGGCUUCGGCGCCGCUGACGCUGCCUCGUCCAGCGGCGACUCCGCGGCCAUUGAGGACCGCACCUCGCAAGCGGCCGGCGGCGACGCCGCGGCCCCGCCCGCCGCCCCGGAGCCACCUGGAGCGGCCUGCGCUGGAGGGGGCUCGCCGGGCCGACCGCUGCUCCGCGCGGCGCAGGGCCCACCCGGCCCCCGCGCCCGCGGGGCCGCUCGCCGGGACGUCGUUCCUCGAGCAGAGCGUCAUCAAGCCCCAGCAGCGGACGAGGUACAUCACGAUGGUGAGCGAGUUCAAGAGCUGGUGCCUGGCCAUGGGGAUCGCCCUGGGCACGGCGCGGGAGCUCGACGUCGGGCUCGUGCAGUACUUCCACGACCUCUUCUUCAGCGGGGAGGUAGUCGACCGCGCGUCGGCCUUGCUGGCUGCCCUGGCCCACCUGGAGUCCAACCCGCCGAAGCGGGCCCGACUGCCCAUGCUAUGGGUCGUGGCAGCGCUCGUGAUCGUCAAGAUGGUCGCCCGCGGGGAUGUGGACGCCGGCCUGAUGACGCUCCUCAACUUCGCGUUCUACUGCCGGCCGUCGGAGCCCCUGAGGGCCCGGCGGAGGGGCCUGAUUCCUCCGGUCCCGCGAGGCCCCCUGAGGCUUCGACACUGGGGGAUCCUCUUGAACCCCCUGGAGGGGGAGAUCCCCAGCAAGACCCACGCGCACGACGAGUCUCUCUUGAACGACAACCCGGACUUCAAGUGGGUCGACGCUGUGCUGGAGCACCUGCGGGGCCGAGGACCCUUGGCCGGGCCGAUUGCCGACGUGGACUACGCGAAGUGGACGGCCCACUUCAGGGCCGCCGUGGCCGGGCUGCCCCUCGGGCCUCUCCUUCCCGCGACGAUCUACCAGAUGCGCCACGGCGGGGCCUCUCACGAGAUCCACUCUGGGCAACGGGACCUGCUGAGCGUAAAGAAAAGGGGGCGCUGGGACUCCGACGCCUCGCUGCACCGAUACGUAAAAGCCGGGCGCCUCAACGAGCAGGUGCACAGACUCGACCAGGUCACGCAGUUCGCGGCCAACCUCUGCGCGGAGCGCAUUGGCCCGUUGGAGUGCGGCCUGGCGGUCGUGUCGAGCCUCGUCGGGGAUCCCAGUCUUCUCGAUGUAUCCGCGCAGGACCCUGCCGUGACCUCAAUAGUUCUCGUCUAUGUCGGCUUAUCCGCGGGUGGGUUCGAUCGGGCCUCGUUGUGGCCCUCUGGCUGGGUACCCCGUGCACUACGUUCUCGGCUGCAAAUCGCGAAGGGUGGCGUACCGCUCUUCAUCCUGAAGGUGUUCCUGGGCUUUCUCCUCGGGUUCUGGCACGAGUUCAGGAAGGUCGCCGAGGUGCUGCGACAGGGCGCCGAAGGCGCCGACGACGACGGCCAGGGAAUCUGGCUGCAGGUGCACGGCUUCAAGGAGUCCCCGAUCUACCAGGAGGUCGCCGAGGCCACAAACUAUGUGAAUUUAGUGGUCGACCUCACAUCGUGCUACAAGGGCAUGAUCAGUCGGGCCGGCACCGUACGCUUCAGGGGCCAGCGGGAGCAGUGCCUUCCGGGCAGCGCCGCCCCUGUCCUCGCGUUCGGCGGCAGGUCGGAGCGUCAGCGGGCGACGUGGCCGGCGCACGCGGCCGCCACGGCCAGGUUGGUGGCCGUCGCGAGCUGCAGGGCUGCGGACGACGCCUGCGCCGUCUCGGUCUCGUCGGACGGCGACUCGCCCCGGGGCGGCGCCGCCCCCGGCAGCCCGGCCUCCGCAGGGCCGCCGGCGCGCGCCCGGCGGCGCCCCAGCCAGGGCGGGGCCGCCCUGCUGGGGGCCCGGGGGCAGCGGUAG
Molecule: messenger RNA, 4464 nt
Organism: Prorocentrum cordatum
Lineage: Eukaryota; Dinophyceae; Prorocentrales; Prorocentraceae
Source: the annotation of a GenBank genome assembly